AUGGAAGCCGAGGAAGGGGACGCUGGUAUGGAAACAGUUAAUCAUGGAGACGGUUUUGAUGAGAGAAUGAGGUCAACAAUUAAUCACGAAGGCAAUGUCAAGGCCUAUGAAGAAGAGAGAGAAGUUAUCGUGGUUCCAAGUAAAAAUCUGCACUUGGAUAAAGGAAGAGAGAGAGAGAAGAGAAGGCAGUUUGAGUUAAACACCGAGUCGUUAAAUAAAGGUGUCCAUGUCAAACAACCCGAGGUUGCUAAAGCUGAGCAUGCAGUUCCAAUAAUCAAAGAAGCCUCCCGGGUGCCUGUGCAAACCCAUAGCUCAGUUGGGUCUACCGGUAUUAGUGAUGAAGCUACCUGCGCGCCGCGUGAGAAGAGUCUCCGCCAGUAUAUCGAUAUUGAGGAUAACAGUUCCUCCAGUGAAGAAUCGUCCUUGUCGUCCGACGAUUACAACAACAUUGACAACAACAUUGACAACAUCGACAACAACAUUGACAACAACAUCGACAACAACAUCGACAACAACAUCGACAACAACAUCGACAACAACAUUGACAACAACAAUAACAACAAAGAUAUGUCAAUGCCCACUUUUGAUCAAAACAUUGAAGACGCUUCUGAAAUUGAUUUAGCCGAGCAGAUGCGCAAACUAGAUGUCCAAACCACACCAAUCAUGGGACAUUCUACACCCCGCAAUGAGCUUUCGUUUGAUCAUUCAGUAGGGAUCGGCCGCCCUAUGCGUCAAAUCAACACUAUCGAACCAAUGGAAAUUUUACAACGUAUUCCAACAAAUUUUCAUAAACAACCUGUUCUUUCAGAUCUCAACUCUGUUAGUCCACAACAAAACCCUGAAGAUUACAAUCUUGAUUCCGUCAGCAUGAGUGUUGACGAUGAGCUGUCCACAUCAGCUAAACCCCCUGAAGCUAAUAUUCUUGAUGCUUCUAUUACUCGUGACCCUAAUGAGAUGGAUAUAAGUAUGAAGUCUACCACUCUGGACUCUGAUGAGAUGGAAAUAAGUAUCAACGCUAUUCACAUUAACACCACCAACGAUUACAUUGCAACAACACCUCCACACAACAACUUUACUGGUAAAUCAUUUAUUGCUGCUACUCAGGAAGACAUCAACACUAAAGAUCCUUUAGUGCUCAACAAAAUUAUUUUGCCCGCUUAUCUUCAAUUCCCAGAUCAACAAAUUUUUACACCUGCCCUAGUGGAUUCUGGCGCUCCCGCACUUUUUGUCAAACUGGAAACAAUCCAAAAGGCCAAUCUGGAUCACCUCUGUCAACCUUGCAUCAAGCAACGGUUAGCCAACACUGCAAUUGGUCCUGAAACUUCACGUCUUACUCACAAAAUUUUGCUUACUAUUGUUAUUGGUGACAUUUCUGUUACUGAUAUGUUUUUUGUUGCUAGUGAACUUUAUCAUGAUGUUGUACUUGGUGUUCCUUUUAUCAAAAAUUUUUGGCAAUUCAUAGAUUGGGAGUCUGAUACUUUUAACAACAUUGAGUCUAUCACACCAUCCGAGCUUUAUGCUAACAAAGUUCAAUUCGGUCGUCUUGCAAAAUCUAGGGAUAAUUCCUUAGGUGUUUGUGUCAUCAGAAUGGAAAACGAACCUGGAGGGGAGGAAGGAGUAUUACCAAAACAAUUUUCGGAAUUUAGUGAUGUCGUAACAAACGACCCACCGGAUAAACUACCACCACAAAAAGAUAUCUCACAUCGAAUUGAUACCGUUCCCACAGCAAAAAUCCCAGCAAAGCCACCAUAUCGUCUUUCACAACAAGAAAAUAAAAUUCUUACAACAGAAAUCGAAAAACUCAUCAAAACUGAAUUUAUUCGCCCAUCGUCAUCACCUUACAGUGCUCCUGUUCUUUUUGUCAAAAAGAAAGAUGGUUCCAUGCGUAUGUGUAUCGACUACCGUAUGCUCAACAACAUUACCAUCAAGAACCGUUACCCAUUACCCAACAUUGAUGACAUUCUCAAUCAACUACAUGGUGCAAAGUUUUUCAGCAAACUUGAUCUUCGCUCUGGUUAUCAUCAAAUUCGUGUUUUUAAUGACCACAUUCAUAAGACUGCUUUUUCAACAAACAAUGGUCAUUGGGAAUUUUUAGUCAUGCCUUUUGGACUAACCAAUGCUCCUGCUACUUUUCAAAAUUACAUGAACGACAUUUUUCGUCCUUAUCUCAACCAAUUUGUCGUUGUUUACCUGGAUGAUAUUCUCAUUUAUUCUGAGUCUAGUGAAGAACAUGAGAAACAUGUCAGAAUUGUCCUAGAACUACUUCGAUCUAAUCAAUUAGUUGCUAGUCUAAAGAAGUGUGCUUUCUUUCGUGAAUCACUUGAGUUUCUUGGUUUCCAAGUAUCUACUAAAGGUAUCUUGCCUACGGAUGAUAAAGUCAAAGCUAUAAGAGAUUUUCCUGUUCCUAUAACACCUCACGAUUGUAUGCGUUUUAUGGGUCUUGCUAAUUUUUAUCGACGUUUUGUUCCGCAUUUUUCACAAAUUGCUGCACCAUUGACUACUUUUAUGUCUCAACCCAAAGAUACUAAGUGGACCCCCGUUGAACAAAAAGCCUUUGACAAGCUUAAGGAUAAGCUUACCACUAGUCCUGUUCUUAUCAUACCCAAUCCAGAUGAUCUCUUUGUCCUUACUACUGACGCUAGUAAAAUUGGUAUUGGUGCCACCUUAGAACAAUUCGGAGUUCAAGGUAAAAAGCUUGGUGUCGUCGCUUAUUUCUCCCGCAAGCUCGACAAAGCUCAACAAAACUAUGCUGUCCAAGAUUUGGAAUUCUUGGCUAUCGUCGAAGCUUUGAAGCAUUUCCGCACUCUGUUAUAUGGCGUUCAUUUCAUUUUACGCACUGACCACAUUUCCUUGACUCACUUACAGUCUCAAACUAAACAACCCACUGGUCGUAUUGCACGAUGGUUUGGUUUACUUGCUGAGUAUGAUUUUAGUAUUCAGUACAUCAAAGGAAAAACUAAUGUCGCUGCGGAUGCACUUAGCCGCAUGUUCAUUGAAGCUAUUGAGCUUGAUAACGAUUUUGAGAAACUUUUACAACAAGUUCGCGAUUCUUUAAAGUCUGAUCCUUUCUUCGCUGAUAUCAUUAGUCAUUUGGAAGAUUCGGAUUCACCACUUCACGAUCGUCUCAAAAAGCAAUUUGAGUACGAUGACGGUGUUCUUUAUUUUAUAAAGUUUACUACCAUGGAUGAUCAUCAUCGCCGUCUUUGCAUUCCUGCAUCCCAACUUAGACAGUUGCUUAUCUCUAAAGCACAUAACCUGUCUCAUUCUGGCCCUUAUGCCACUUAUCUUACAUUAGCUGCUGACUAUUAUUGGCCCCACAUGUUCCGCAACAUCAAGCGUUUUAUUCAAAGUUGUGAUAACUGUCUACACAACAAACCUGAGCAACGCAAAACACAAGGUCUGCUACAACCACUGGAAGUUCCUGAGAACCGCUGGUCUUCAGUUUCUAUGGAUUUUAUUACUGGCAUUCCUAUGUCCGAGGAUUUUGAUAUGAUUUUAGUAGUCGUUGACCGCCUUACCAAACGCGCUCAUUUUAUCGCAACUACUACUACCUUAGAUGGCCCUAAGCUAGCCCAGCUUUUUAUGCGCGAAGUUACUCGCUUACAUGGAUAUCCCACAGAAAUUGUUUCGGAUAGAGAUGUUCGUUUCUCUACAUUCUGGACUGCUUUUACCAAGUCCUGGGGUACGAAGCUAUGCAAGUCUACUGCUUAUCACCCACAGUCUGAUGGUCAAACAGAACGUAUUAAUCGGAUUCUAAGACAACUUUUACGCUCUUACUGUUAUGACAAUGGACUUGAUUGGUUUUAUUAUCUUGACCAAGUAGAAUUUGCUUACAAUUCCGCACCACAGUCUACUAUUAAGACAUCUCCAUUUGUCGCUGAUCUUGGCUUUCUACCUCGCCAACCUGCAAUGAUCCGUCCACCAUUGGAUGCUCGUACACCCUCAAACGUGGAAAGUCUACAAGUCAAACUGAAAGCUAUUCUGUUACGUACUCAAGAGUACAUGAGUUUCUCACAGUUGAGUCAACAACGACAAGCUGACAAGCAUCGUCGUCCUGUGGAAAUUAAAGUUGGUGAUUCUGUUCUUAUCCACCACACUAGUUUUCAGAGCCCCAACAAUAGGAUGCUGCCACUUUUCGUCGGUCCAUACACCGCCGUUAAAGCAAUUGGGGGAGGAAAUGCGUUUGAAUUGGACUUACCCACUACUGUGAAGAACAACCGUGUUUUUAAUGUUUCGAAAUUACGCAAAUAUGUCAAAUCUGAUGAAUACCCUGCCGAGAUUAGACCUACUGAGGAUUAUGUUAAGAAGAACUUGAACCGCAUUGCUAGCGUAGCCUCUAUGCAAAAUGGUCUUGUCUAUCUACAGUUCACAGAUAGCCUAUCUGGGCAUUGCGUCGCUAUUUCGACAAGUUUUUGGAAUUCUAUGCCUGCAGAAAAAAGGAUACCAUUAUUCAAAGCUUACAUGGCUAGAAUCAAAGCUCGGGACGAGCUUUUAUGA
Magnusiomyces paraingens is the source of this 4497-nucleotide messenger RNA. RefSeq lists its product as uncharacterized. Gene Ontology annotation, molecular function: nucleic acid binding. NCBI's taxonomy places the organism in Eukaryota, Fungi, Ascomycota, Dipodascomycetes, Dipodascales, Dipodascaceae. Bases 1 to 4497 code for a protein of 1498 amino acids. The record is from RefSeq and is a predicted model, not a curated record. Gene Ontology annotation, biological process: DNA integration. The transcript has a single exon.